Catharus ustulatus (Swainson's thrush) is the source of this 5651-nucleotide messenger RNA. RefSeq names its product reticulon 4 interacting protein 1 (gene RTN4IP1). The coding region runs from base 25 to 1323 and encodes 432 amino acids. The record is from RefSeq and is a predicted model, not a curated record. NCBI's taxonomy places the organism in Eukaryota, Metazoa, Chordata, Aves, Passeriformes, Turdidae. Gene Ontology annotation, molecular function: oxidoreductase activity; zinc ion binding. Gene Ontology annotation, cellular component: mitochondrion. The transcript has 9 exons.
CGACCCGGCCCGGCUGCCCCGGCCAUGCUGUCGUGGGGAGCGGCGGCCAGGCGGGCGCUGCGCUGGGCGAGCGGGCGGGCACCGGCCCGCGGGCUCCGCGUCUCUCCGCGGGCGCGGAUCGCCAUGCCCAGCUGGGUCAUAGACCGGUACGGCAGCAACGAGGUGCUGCGCUUCACCAGGGACAUGAUGUUCCCCAUCAUACACUUCCCGAACGAGGUCAUCAUUAAGGUUCACGCUGCGAGCCUGAACCCCAUCGACCUCAGCAUGAGAAGUGGUUAUGGUGCAACCGCGUUAAAUAUGAAGCGGGAUCCCCUAAAACUCAAAGUCGGCGAGACUGAAUUUCCUAUAACACUUGGUCGAGAUGUCUCUGGUGUUGUUAUGGAAUGUGGACUGGGUGUGUCUUAUUUCAAACCUGGAGAUGAGGUAUGGGCAGCAAUUCCACCAUGGAAACAAGGCACUCUGUCAGAGUUUGUGGUAGCUAGCGGAAAUGAGGUAUCUUUUAAGCCAAAGUGUCUCAAUCACACAGAAGCUGCUGCCUUACCAUAUGUUGGUCUCACUGCGUGGUCUGCACUUAAACAAGUGGGAGGACUGAACCAAAGUAAUUGUAGUGGGAAAAGAAUAUUAAUAUUAGGAGCUUCAGGAGGAGUUGGUACAUUUGCUGUACAGCUAAUGAAGGCCUGGGAUGCUCACGUUACAGCAGUUUGCUCUCAAGAUGCCAGCACACUGGUGAAAAAGCUUGGAGCAGAUGAUGUGAUUGAUUAUAAAUCUGGGAAUCUGGAAGAGCAGCUUAAAACAUUACCCUUGUUUGAUUUUAUCCUAGAUAAUGUUGGUGGAUCCACUGAGAAGUGGGCACUAGAUCUCUUGAAGAAAUGGUCAGGAGCAACAUAUGUUACUUUAGUGACACCUUUCCUGAUCAAUAUGGACAAACUUGGAGUAGCUGAUGGAAUGUUGCAAACAGGAGUCACUGUUGGUUCCAAAACUCUAAAGCAUCUCCUUAAAGGCGUCCAUUAUCGGUGGGCAUUUUUCAUGCCAAGUGGCCCAAGUUUGGAUGAAAUAGCAGAAUUGGUUGAUUCUGGAAAGGUGACUCCAUCGUUUUUCUCUUCUGCAACUCAGGCUUUGCCAGCCAGCCACACGGUGAAGCUGACAAGGCUCUUCAGUCUCCCAGCUGUGCACAAGGCUCGGAACAGCAGCCAGCAACAAGCAGGGGGAGCUUCUCUUUUGCUUGGCAGACACUUGGAAAAAACCCCUCACAAACUGUCUACACAUCUCCCAUGUUUGGAAAGUGGGGUCUUUUUCAGGUCCAAGACUCAGAAAUUUAUCUAAUAAAAACCAUCUGAAACACCAGACAAAAAACAUACCCUUGGUGCUUCAAGAAGCAAAACCAUCAAGUUCCCUGGAGAAGAGGGAGGAGAAAUAUCCAGAAUUACCUCUGAUGAGCCUUUUAAAAUAACAAAUUUCUCCACAGGCAACACAAAAAACCAAAAAAAUCUUGAUGUUUUUUUAAUCUGAACUCUAGUUGCUAAAUAUUUUGGGGCGUAGUUUGUUAGAUUUUUCAGACUUCUCAAAAGCUAAACUUUUAAACCUCUGUUUUCCUCUGAGACAAUUUUUUUUCCUCACAGCAAAUGUACCCUAGAAAGCAAAUUGGUAAAAGGAAAAGAAAAAAAAAAGUGGAGGGGAGGAGAAUUGUAAAGAUAGGAGAGGAAGUUUUCAUUUGCACGUCAUAAGAUAUGAUUCAGAGUAAUUUAUGAUGCCAAAAUUCCAUCAUAAAAAAGAAAAGUUUGUAGUAGAAAACAUUACAUUUAUUUAAAUCGUUAGAUAUUAUUUGUAACCACAACGAACUGAAGACUUAGCUGGUGAAAUGUUGCCCACUGUGAUUUUGAAAAUUAUAUUAACUAGUUUGUAGCAGCAGUCUUUUACAAUCUCUAAAUCUUAUUCAAACAGUAGUUUAGGCAGUUUGGUUUUUUAAGUGGAUCAUGCUUUGCUUUUGCAGAUCUUCAGCCAUGGCAGGCUGAGUGCUUGUUUUAAAGAGGUGAGGGAAGAAGCAUUGCAGCUUAUUCAUUCUAAUUCAGUUCUUGAGACAAUAAAACCAGAAAGAUGAAAUUUUUCAUGACUACCCCCUUCAAACCCAUUAUUACACUGCAGCUGGCACUACAGAGCAAUAAAUUACACAUAUAUGUAUGCAUAUACACAUUCCUAAUUGUCAUACGCAUUAUAUAGCUUAAAAAGUGGCAAAAGCCUGGUCAGGAGGAAUGGACUAUUAGCAAAAGCUUUGUGUCGCAACCUCCUCAGAUCUGAGGGUGCUCAGGUGUACUGUGAGCCACCUGGUCACGUAGCAUGGCAAAAUGGAAAGAGGGCUACGCCCAAGGAGAGAGCAGAGCCAGCUGCCAAAGUCCUGAAAACCAUUCCAACACAUUGCACAAGUAUGGAAAGGGUACAAGAAAAGCAUGGUGCAGAACAAGUCCUCAGCUGUCCACACUGCAGAUCACUGCACAGCAGCCCAGCACGGAGACCAGAAACAAAGCCCUGGUCAUUCAAAGAGCAACUUCACAGGACUGCACUCACCAAGGGAAAGAGGAGGGAGGAGUACACCCUUAGGAAGAAAGCAGUAAAGUGCCGGAUGUCAUCCUAAGGAAAAGUUACAUGGUAGCAUAAGUAACACCAGUGCAAUGUUGAAAUGCUAUGUAGCUGCGUGUUUGGCAUGAUGAUACACAGAGGUGGGGCAGAUAAAGGAUGGUCACCGAUAAUACCAGACUGCCUGGUGCACACUCCCAUGUCACCAUUACCAGAGUCAUUAUGUACUGUCAAUGCUUGAUCAUUGAUGACAGACCUCCUAAAUAAUUUGCAAUGCAUUAAGGGUUCAUUGCCUUCCCUGGGCAAUACCACACUGAGUAUGUGGCUGUCCACAUUAUCUCACUCCUGCAAAGCGCAGACGUGUGCUGGUUUGAUAGACCUUUUAUUUUGUCCCUGCUUGGGAGCCUGUAGUUUAUUCAGCAGCCCAGCCCUGAAGGCCUCAGCACUAUCACAUUCCUGGAGCACUGCUCACAUGACUUGAGGCCACCAUUAAUCCUCUCUAAAAGAAACACAUGCUCAUCCACUGCUUCCACUAAAUUUGUUCACAAUAUUACAUGGAGCGUGCAAUAACUCAGAUGAAAUUCAAUUCCAAACACAGCUGAAUAUGAACACUAUUCAGGAUUCAGAUCCAAUGUAGAGUUGAACAUAACCUAUUUAUACUUCACCUGCACCAAGGUGAAUAUACUGAAUUGCUCCAAAGGAGAGCUGUCUGAGUGACAUCUGUCUCAAGCUGCUAAUCAAGAUUAAAUACAUGCAAGUUGUCUGAUACAAGUUUGGCUGUUUUUAACUGCGUAUAUAAAACCCCAACAAUUUCCUCAAUACACUUUGUGAGUACUUGAAAGAUGUCUAUCAGAGUAAGAAUUUACUGGUAUCCCUGCCUUCAUAUAUAUUCAAAAGGGGUGAAGGGAGUCUUCUUCACCCAGUACAUCCACUGCUAUCUCGAAUGCCAAAGUAUUGGACUACAACAGAGAUUCCUCCUGCACCAAUAUUCCAGGACCUAUGCUCCUUCUAUGAAAAUGAUACAUAACUCCAUGCCGUCUUCCCUCCUGUGUUUUGCCCUUCUCUAAGGCCCAUGUUUGUUGUCAGCUGUGGUCCUGUACACACACAAUCAACCAUAACUUAGAUGCUCCCCUACUAAUCUCACUGAAAAGCAGCAGAAAUAUAAAAGAUGCUUUCAAUGUCUCUCUGAACCAGCCAUAAGAAUGGGACAUAACCUAACCUAGAUGUUAUUUUUAGGAAAUAAGAGAGUUAGUGUCUUAAGCCAUGUUGGAAACAGCAAAAUUAAAACCUUUGUAAUGAAAUGAAUUUGUGGUUCAAAUGGGGAUAAGAGGAAUAAUGAGCUGGGAAUAUGAAAAAAAGUUAACCGACAAGGAAAUUGCCAUGAUGCCAUCAGUCUAGUCAGCAGCACAGUAUUUUAUUAAGCAGAGAAGUAAUUUUGUUGAGCAACACUCAGAGAGGUUUUGUCAUGGAUAGCUGAGAACCUCUCUUGUGUAAUUAGCUAUAGAUUUCCAGACUUUUUGGAAGACAAAAGGAUGACCGUGUCUUCAGUGGGCUAAAGCAAAAUCAAGCUGAUGCCCAAGCUUUUUGACAUGGGGACUUCUCAGAAUUUUGGUCCUCUGCCUACACAGUGAGUAUGACACUGCAUGUAUAAUUAGUUGCUUGAUUCUUCUGUCUUCACUGUUAGCAAAUAUGUCUGAAUUGAGGCCACCUGUCAUCUUCCUCUGUCAAAGAAUGGUGUCUUUAUAUCCAGAACAUCUCCACUGCAGUGUUAUGAAUGCUUGUAUCCUGGGAAACCUGAGCAGAAUGAUGCUUGACCAAAGGUUUGUAUCAUCAUGGAUACUCUAAACUAAUGGAUCUUUGAUUCUGUCGUGUGUCUCAGACUGAUCAAUCGUGUUAGAAAGGCAAUUCUACUAUGAAUUGUUUACUCUUUCAGGGAUGCAAUUAUCAGAAUUGUAGUUCUUCAAGCAGAAACAUAAAAUCAACUGACUCACAGCAGAAUCCUAGAAAAGCACAAACCUUUUAUUAUGUAACUGUAGCAUUUAAAUUACAGAAACCACUUACUCAGUCUUCUGAACACUCCUACUUCCAUUUUUGGGUUAGGUUUCUUUCCUAUCUGCUGUGAAUUUAAUCUAUAAAUAAUUGUUCUUGCUUUGGGGUUUUAGCUUGCUUUUGUGCCAUCUUUUUGAUCUCUCCUGUCUGGUAUCCCUCUUGCCCCCUCUUCCCUCUUCCUAUCGCAUCCUUAACAAAGAACAGACACAGGUAAAGCAAUGGAUGUAAAAUUAGUACAGCCCAAAAGCCAAUGGGCUUAAUGUAGACAAAUUCAUAUCACAUUUCUCUUUAUUUUAUUCCAUAAAAACAGACAUGGUAUCUAGGUUCCAUCAGUGCAAUAAGCCUUACCAAUGCUGACUUACACCUAGAGCUGGCUGCCCAAGUGCCCUCAGCAUUCCUAGAGGUACAACAGCACCCGUGCACUAUUACAAGUAAAUUGCUUGUAUAAGGGCUCUGCUACUUCUACAUUUUUAGGUUCUAAUGCUGAGAAAGGUCUAUGUUAAAGGACAGUACAAAAGCAUAGUUCAGUCUUCCACUCUUAUUUAGUGCUGUUCUUAAGGAAGAGCUUGUCUGCAGGUGGGUUCUUGCUGGCAGGUGGUGUUACACAAAGACUAUCUGGACACGCUGGGGUUAAUUUUGCUUUGUUUCCAGUAUCCUGAGCAUUCCUUUCAGUUAAAUAUACUUACAGCAGUCAACACUGCCAUUAUGUCUCUGUAGACCCUGUUCUUAAAUAUUCUCCCUGAAGAAAAAUGUUUUGAUAGACUUUUAUAUUCCAAUUAUUCCCCCUGUGCUUUGUGGGUUUUAACAUUUGCUGUGCCAUUUCAGUUUACUGGUUUAUGACACUACUCACCAAACACUGUGGACAAGUAAUUUAAUAUACAGUGGCUUCUUGGAACACAAGUGAUUCUGGGAGACACCACUGUGAUUUAAAUUGUCAGCAUUUAAAUUCUGUCCCAGUUCUGCAUUUCCUGGCUUCCAUAAUGAUUUCACUACAUUCUAAAUUCUGCUUUUUUCUUAAUGUUUAUGGUGAU